AUGGCUUCUGUCACUCGCAGUACUGAUUCUUCCCUCCUGUCACUGGAUCAUCUUACGCCAUCCGAUCAUCCAGAUCAUCCAUAUUCAUCAUGGCCAUCUCUUCCAGCCAAUCCCAUUGGAAGACUUGUACUUCUCACCCCGAAGGUGACGAAAGAAGCUGCAUCACUCAUUGCAAGCGGAAAAAGAUUUUCAUUAGAUUGGUCAGUUUACCCUUCUGGAGCAAGAAUGUAUUCUAGAGCAUGCAGUACACAUCGUAUAGCAAGAGUGGAUAACAGACCAUUAACCAAAGAAAUUGCUGAAAAAGAAGGUAAAACUUUCCAACCUUGUUUCGAUGAUUUCAUCGAAAUAAAUACCCAAAGUUCAACUCAGUGGGAUUAUUUCUUACAUUAUUCAUAUCCUAAAAGUGGCUUCUUCUACAAUGGCCUAACAGUAGAUGAAAUCAAGAGUGAACAAACUGGUGAGAUAGGAAUUGCAGCUAUCGCCAGAGCUGGAGGAGUACAAACUCGAGCUUUACUUGUGGACAUACCGUUAUAUCUUUCGGCAAAAGGACUUCCACCGAAUCCACCUUUAUCAAAUCCACCUACUACUCAAAUCACUCUGACUGUACUUCAAGACGCUUUAAAGCACUUCAACCUUACACCCAGAGUAGGUGAUAUGUUGAUUGUACGAACAGGAUUUCAAGAUGUCAUAGAGGAGAGAAAUGCAGCUACAGCAAGAGGCGAAGAGGAGAAACAAUUCGAAAGUAAUUGGUGGGGUGUAGAACAGAGUGAAGAGGUUGUUGAAUGGAUUUGGAAAACCGGUUUCGUAGCUAUUGGGAGUGAUAACCCAACAUUUGAGAACUGGCCUGUUACACCAGAAGAGCUUCAUCUUCACCCUAUCCUCCUCUCUGGAAUGGGAAUAAUGAUAGGCGAAUUACUUCGCUUAAACGAGAUUGCCGUUGAAUGUAAACGCUUGAAUCGGUGGGAAUUCUUCUUCAGUAGUACGCCUUUGAUGGUCGAACAUGGUGUAGCUAGUCCUCCCAAUGCUGUUGCCAUUUUCUAG
Molecule: messenger RNA, 1041 nt
Organism: Kwoniella shivajii
Lineage: Eukaryota; Fungi; Basidiomycota; Tremellomycetes; Tremellales; Cryptococcaceae
Exons: 3
Coding region: 1-1041 (346 amino acids)
Molecular function (GO): arylformamidase activity
Source: RefSeq, a predicted model, not a curated record